UGCUAUCUAUAGUGUAUAGUCAUCCUCCAAGACAAUAAUAGUCAAUCUUCUGCAAAACGUUGUUACGCAAUCUGUAAUUGAUUCGAUAUCGACGACGUUUUCUGUAUGACAGUGUCGUCUUAGUUUGGUUACAUCACCAACUGCUAAUUUCAAAGAGUGGUAAAUUUGUGAAGUGAAGAAAUUCUGAAAAAUGAAGCUUCGCCUUAAAGGAGAGGCAUUUGCAAAGCAAGUGCUAAUCGAAUUUGAUUCGAACAGCAUUACUGUUGAGGAGCUAAAAAUUCGCGUUCGAGAUAUUCUGCAGUUGCAUGAUGAUGACUUUCUAGGGUCAAUACAAUUCAGUAUGAAUGGAAAACAAGCUCUUUUAGCAGAAGAUACUGAAUUGGUUUCCAAUUUAGGCUUUGUAUCUGGAGAUGCAGUUUACAUCUUGGGGACAUUUUCAGGUACUAGAAAACCAAAGUUUCAGAAACUGAAUCCCAGUUCUUGUGAAAAAGAUCAGGAACAAGAAAAAUUUUCUACGUUCAUGGCAUCUGACAAGCAACAUAUAGCAAGUUUAGAUCUCAGUACUGCAUCAGAAAACAUUGAAGGAAUGAAUAAGCAAAGGAGAGAAAAAUUUGACAGGGAUUCUACCAUCCCAGAUUUUGAGAAACAUCACAUACCUUUAUUAGAUACCCCAAAUAUGUUGAUUCCUCAAACUUAUGCAAGAUUAAUUGCUUCAAAUUCACUAAGUGUCCCAUUUGAAUCAAAUCUUGAGAAGUUGGCUGGCAUACUUCAUAUAUUGAUGGUAGAAACUGGAUUUCAACCAGAAACAUGUAAAAGUUUUUCUGACCCAUUUUGUAACUUACCUGAUUCAUGGAAUGUGGUAAGUGAAACCCUGAGGCUAAACUACAAGACAGGGUCCCAAUCCCCAGCAACAAUAGUACUUUCAUCAGUAGGAUUACUGGUAAUUGUUUAUGGUAUUGGGUCAUCAUUAGGGAAGUCUCUGUCAUUGAAACUGAAGCCCAGUGAGUUUAUGCCACCUGUGGGUAGCAAACAUCUGAGACAAGUAUGCAUUGAUUUUAAAAACGAAAUCGCUUUUCCAUUGUACGUCCAUAUCGAGAGAGAAGCGAACGGCACUUGCCCUACCUAUUUUUCCAAUUUGCCACCGGAAAUCUCGUACAAUAUACUUCAGAGGCUUGAUUCCAAAAGCUUGUGUAGCCUGUCGAUGACUUGUCGGCUCUUUCAGCAUUUGGCAAGUCAAACAAGCCUUUGGAAAAAAUUGGCUUUGACAGAUUUUGGGAAGAAAAUUUCGAAUCGAGCGGCGUCCGAAACAAUAAACUGGAAAGAGUUGUACAAGGAUGAAUUUCUGAUAGAAAAGAAACAACGAGAGAUGUCGAAAUCAAUUCGUGACCACACAACAAUGCCGCGCCCCCGUGAGAUCUUCUUUCCUAGCCCAUUCUACAGCCCGCAAGUUUAUCCCGACGUCAAUGGAGGGCAUGAAUUUCCAGGAAUCAUGGGCGGUUAUUCCGAUUUGUAUCCAGAUUUAAGAGGUUUCGGGCCCCCAGGUCGUCGGCAACCAUUCCGCAAUCUUCCUGAUGGGGGAAUGGGAUUUCCACGACCACUUGGUAGAUUCCGUGGCUUUCCAAACAUUUAAUCUCAAGUUCGUGGUUAUCAUAUAUAAAAAUAUGACCUUUUACCAGUAAAAUAAUGUUGGAGGUAAUAUUCCUUCCUGAUCUAGAAUGUGUUGGAAAUUUGUAUUAUUGGAGUAAUUUAACAUACGCGUGCGGCUGAAAUCGUUUUAUUAUGGUCGCAAGCUCGCAACAAGGACACCGCAUCCAACAAACUUGUGUAUAACUAAGCGCUUGAAAUUUAGACGGAGUUCUAAUACACAAAAUUCGUCGCAGUCAA
Molecule: messenger RNA, 1884 nt
Organism: Daphnia magna
Lineage: Eukaryota; Metazoa; Arthropoda; Branchiopoda; Diplostraca; Daphniidae
Product: F-box only protein 7
Exons: 6
Coding region: 191-1630 (479 amino acids)
Biological process (GO): positive regulation of autophagy of mitochondrion; autophagy of mitochondrion
Molecular function (GO): protein kinase binding
Source: RefSeq, a predicted model, not a curated record